AUGACCUCGGAGGCAAAUUCGGUCCACCCGGUGGAGGUCAACUUCAUCUCUGCUCAGAUGGACGCGUUCACUACUUCACCACCAAAGUCUCCAGCAGAAGCAGCAUCUCUGCGUCUCGACGAUUACAAGCACUAUGGCAGACAGAUGAUCCUCAACGGGAUAGGCCUUCCAGGGCAACUGAGGCUUCAAAAUGCGUCCGUAGUUGUGAUUGGCGCGGGAGGCCUGGGGUGUCCUGCUCUGCAGUAUCUCGCAGCAGCAGGUGUAGGCAGGCUGGGUAUCAUUGAACAUGACAUCCAUCAACUCGCAUCCAAGUCACCGCCACCACCACCGCCCUCACUGCGUCCAACGCGCCCUCCCUCCUCCCCGACUUCGAUCUCAUCCUCGACUGCACCGACAACCUCCCCACGUGCUACCUCCUCUCCGACACCGCCGUGCGCCUCGGCCGCCAGCUCGUCAGUGGCGCCGCGCAGCACUUCGACGGCCAGUUGUGCACGUACAACCUCGGCCUUGGACCCGUGCUUCCGCUGCCUGUUCCCGAAGCCGGCCCCCGAGCUGGUAGGCUCGUGCGAGGAGCUGGGCGUGCUCAGUGCGGUGACGAGCGGCGUUGCGAAAUUGCAGGCGCUGGAGGUGGUCAAGAUCAUUACGGGCCUGCAUGAUAGGAAGCCGACUAUGGUGAUGUACUCGGAGCUCAGUGCGCCGCCAUUUCGAAGCAUCAGGCUACGCUCUCGACGGCCGACCUGUUAUGCGUGCGGAAACGAGCGUGAGAAGGUGGAUACCGUCGAAGAAAUGGACCACGUCAUGUUCUGCGGCGGGGAACGCCCGGAUUGGUUGACUCCGGCAAGGAGGUGCGGCUUGUGGAUGUCAGGCAACCGACCAAGUUUGGGAUCUGCCACCUCCCGGGAUCGACUAGUGCGUAUCGCCUUGCAAAUCGCUGAGCAUACCUCACGUCUAGUUGCUAACAAAGAGCUCGUAGCCAACCCGUCCCUACAUAUCUCACAACCCGACUCCGGAACGAAACUUAAUGGUGAUGGCUUGUCUGACGAACCGUCUGAGGUCCUACCACCAGACGCGGCGCCAGAGGAGACAUAUGUGAUCUGUCGCCUUGGGAACGACUCGAGGAUCGCUGUCGAUGCUCUGCGGAGUGCAGGCACAACUGGAACGGUGAAGGACUUGGUAGGCAGAUUGAGGGCAUGGGCGAUGGAGGUGGACGAGGCCUUCCCGGUUUAUUAG
Messenger RNA from Laetiporus sulphureus 93-53, 1230 nucleotides. RefSeq lists its product as uncharacterized. Gene Ontology annotation, molecular function: thiosulfate-cyanide sulfurtransferase activity; URM1 activating enzyme activity; nucleotidyltransferase activity. The record is from RefSeq and is a predicted model, not a curated record. The coding region runs from base 1 to 1230 and encodes 409 amino acids. Gene Ontology annotation, cellular component: cytoplasm. NCBI's taxonomy places the organism in Eukaryota, Fungi, Basidiomycota, Agaricomycetes, Polyporales, Laetiporaceae. The transcript is spliced from 7 exons. Gene Ontology annotation, biological process: tRNA wobble position uridine thiolation; protein urmylation.